GGGCUGGCGGAGCUAGCUGGGAGGCGGCGUCAGGUGUCCAUGCCCUCGGUCCGAACCUCACUAUUCAGGAUCCUCCUCCUCUAUGCUUGACUUUUUGUUCCAGGUGUUUUCUUCCCUGGAGGAAUUGCAAGUUCUCGGUGGAUGGGUGAAGAUCAUAGCCUGACUUCUCUACAUAUAACCCCAGGCAACAUGAGGCUACUCACUGUCAUUCCCUCCUCGACUGUUGAUGCCUCCCAGGAAGAAAUGCAAAGGCCAGCCCCGAAAAUCACAAUUGGUAUUCCGAGAAGGGCCUCUGGACGGACCCAUGCAUCCCUAUGGAUCCCCACAGCUGGCAGCAGCCCUCCCGAGACAUGCUCCCAUCAAACGGAUCGACCACAAGACCAUCACUUCUUGGGUGUCUCCUCAGUUUAAGAAUACAGUAGAAGCCUGGUUGCCAGUGUACCCAAAGCAGCAGCAGAUGCCUUACAAUCUUCGGAAUCUAGCAAAAGGUUCAAGUCGAAAAGUGACCAAGAAUAGAUUUCCACCUCUGUCCUUUGAGAGUUCAGAGUCUUCUUCCAGUGAAGCUACUCUGGACAGUCUCUCAGUUACAAAGUGUCCUAUGCAGCAUCCAAAGGACACUACCCAAAGGCCCUUGGUUCCUGUAUUCAGCCCUCAAAGCUGUGGGGAAUUGUCUCCUCAUGACCUUCAAACUCCAGGUUACAUGUUUAUCCCACCUGAUAUCCAGACCCCAGAACAGUCUCCUGUGAGGAACAGUGGGCAAAUUCCCACAGCCCAUAGGCAGCAUAUGAAAAGGAGUUGCCCCCUCCUUAUGGAUCCUCCAAAGAGCCCAGACCCUGGACCUGUACUGGUUGCAGACACACCAGAGGAGAACUAUGGGCUGAAGGUAACUUGGAGACGAAGAUAUGAACUUCUUACGUACCUCAGGAAGAGGGGAAAAUUGAGCAUGAGCCAGAUUCUUGUGAAGACUUAAGUGGAGCCUUGGAACAUUGGUCUCUCUUUACCAAUAACUUGGAUCCAGGAAGGUAGAAACUUACUUUGCCUCAUGGGAUGGGUUUUGCAAUGCUGCUAAAUCCAAUUUCUGGCCUUUGAAGAGAUCAAAUCAACAGGCUUAAGUAUCAUUUAGGAACCUUGUGGUCCUUCCUAUUGAUAUAAUAGGGUACCAUCAACCCCGGAAUCAUUAUAUGAACAAAAGCAGAAAUUCCUUCACUGUGUGUUUUGGUAUUACCAGUUAUUGGCACAGCAUAUACAAACCAUUCUUUUUAUAUUUUUUCUUCCUGCUAUUUUUCCAGUUUAAAGAUCAUUCACUGCAGUUAGAGGGAAAAUAGUCUACAGUUAUUUUCAACAAAUUGUAAAAUACACACUUAAGGGUAGGAAGAUAACUUUUAGAAAAUGUUUACAAAUAAAUGCACAAAAUGAUAAGUGAAAA
This is a messenger RNA of Monodelphis domestica (gray short-tailed opossum), 1426 nucleotides long. RefSeq names its product RAD9-HUS1-RAD1 interacting nuclear orphan 1 (gene RHNO1). Lineage: Eukaryota; Metazoa; Chordata; Mammalia; Didelphimorphia; Didelphidae. Gene Ontology annotation, cellular component: chromosome; nucleus. Gene Ontology annotation, biological process: cellular response to ionizing radiation; recombinational repair; DNA damage checkpoint signaling. The record is from RefSeq and is a predicted model, not a curated record.